This is a messenger RNA of Sus scrofa (pig), 7477 nucleotides long. RefSeq names its product TBC1 domain family member 16 (gene TBC1D16). Gene Ontology annotation, molecular function: GTPase activator activity. Gene Ontology annotation, biological process: activation of GTPase activity. Gene Ontology annotation, cellular component: early endosome. Lineage: Eukaryota; Metazoa; Chordata; Mammalia; Artiodactyla; Suidae. The record is from RefSeq and is a predicted model, not a curated record.
CCGCGCCUCACUGGCGGCGGCGGCAGUGGCGGCGGCGGCGGCUCCGGGAGCCGGCGCGAAUCCGGCCCCCGCUGCGGGACCCGGGCAGGUCUGGACAAGCCCCGCCUGGGCCCGAGCGCACGGAGGAUGGAAACACUCCCCGGCAAUGUCUCUGGGCCGCCUCCUUCGCCGGGCCUCCUCCAAAGCCUCGGACCUCCUGACGCUCGCCCCUGGCGGCGGCGGUGGGCCCCCCACCGCCCUGGAUGGGGAAAUCAUCUACUCCAAGAACAACGUCUGCGUGCACCCACCCGAGGGGCUGCAGGGGCUGGGGGAGCACCACCCAGGCUACCUGUGCUUGUACAUGGAGAAGGAUGAACUGCUGGGGGCCACUCUCAUCCUUGCGUGGGUCCCCAACUCCCGGAUCCAGAAGCAGGACGAAGAGGCGCUGCGUUACAUCACCCCCGAGAUCCCCGUGCGCAAGGCACCCCGGCAUCGGGGCCGGCGCAGCCAGAGCUCAGGGGCCCCCCACCAGCCAUCCCCCACGGAGCCCAGGCCCCCCCUGACCCCCAGGGACGAUGACAUCCUGGUGGUGGCCCAGAGCAUCCGGGACCCCGAGCACGCCAGCCCUUCGUCCGAGGACAGGGAGAAGCUGGCCCUCGGCCUGGGGACAGAUGGCCCCCUCCCCGUCUCACAGCCGGUCCACAGCGACUCGGGAAUCUUAUCAGCGGUCAGUUCGCAGGACGGGAUGGAAGAGGGCCGGGAGCUGCGGCCCGAGGCGGGCGAGGAGGAGGGCUCCUUGGAGCUGUCGGCCGAGGGCGUGAGCAGGGCCAGCUCCUUUGACUCGGACUCGGAGGCCUUCUCUUCGCCCUUCUGCCUCUCGCCCAUCAGCGCCGCCCUCGCGGAGAGCAGCAGCUCGGUGUUCCUGGAAAGCGAGAGCUGCUCCCCGUCCAGCACCGAUGCCCACCUGCAGUUCCCCGACGGCAGCGGCCUCCUGCAGUCGGAUGAGCCACAGCGGGCGUGCGCCCUGGAGCAGAUCUGUGGCGUGUUCCGUGUGGACCUGGGGCAGAUGCGCUCCCUCCGCCUCUUCUUCAGCGAUGAGGCCUGCACCAGCGGCCAGCUGGUCGUUGCCAGUCGGGAGAGCCAGUACAAAGUCUUCCACUUCCACCACGGUGGCCUGGACAAGCUGCCUGAUGUGCUUCAGCAGUGGAAAUACUGUGCAGAGACGCACCUCAAAGACCAGCAGGUCGCCGACGAGAAGACGUGCAUGCAAUUCUCCAUCCGGCGUCCCAAACUGCCGUCGUCCGAGACGCACCCCGAGGAGAGCCUGUACCGAAGGCUGGACGUGGCGGCCUGGCUCCGCCACCUGAACGCGCUGGGCCAGGUGGAGGAGGAGUACAAGCUGCGCCAGGCCAUUUUCUUCGGCGGCAUUGAUGUGUCAAUCCGGGGGGAGGUCUGGCCCUUCCUGCUGCGUUAUUACAGCCACGAGUCGACGUCGGAGGAGAGGGAGGCGCUGCGGGUGCAGAAGAGAAAGGAGUACGCCGAGAUCCAGCAGAAGAGGCUCUCCAUGACCCCGGAAGAGCACAGAGCCUUCUGGCGAAACGUGCAGUUCACCGUGGACAAGGAUGUGGUCCGGACAGAUCGCAGCAACCAGUUCUUUCGAGGCGAAGGCAAUCCCAACGUGGAGAGCAUGAGGAGGAUCCUGCUGAACUAUGCGGUGUACAACCCGGCCAUCGGCUACUCCCAGGGCAUGUCGGACCUGGUGGCGCCUAUCCUGGCCGAGGUCCUGGACGAAUCAGACACCUUCUGGUGCUUUGUGGGUUUGAUGCAGAACACGAUCUUCGUCAGCUCCCCCCGGGAUGAGGACAUGGAGAAACAGCUGCUGUACCUACGGGAGCUUCUGAGGCUGACCCACCCGCGCUUCUACCAGCAUCUGGUCUCGCUAGGUGAGGACGGCCUGCAGAUGCUCUUCUGCCACCGCUGGCUCCUGCUGUGCUUCAAGCGGGAGUUUCCUGAGGCCGAGGCACUUCGGAUCUGGGAGGCCUGCUGGGCCCACUACCAGACGGAUUACUUCCACCUUUUCAUCUGCGUGGCCAUCGUGGCCAUCUAUGGCGAUGACGUCAUUGAGCAGCAGCUGGCCACCGACCAGAUGCUUCUGCACUUUGGAAACCUGGCCAUGCACAUGAAUGGGGAGCUUGUUCUCAGGAAGGCGAGGAGUUUGCUGUAUCAGUUCCGCCUCUUGCCCCGGAUCCCCUGCAGCCUGCACGACCUGUGCAAGCUGUGUGGUUCCGGCAUGUGGGACAGUGGUUACAUGCCUGCUGUGGAAUGCACCGGCCAGCACCCCGGGUCGGAGAGCUGCCCCUACGGGGGCACCGCGGAGACCCCUUCACCCAAGCCCCCCAGAGAAGGCAGGAAGGGCCCAAAGACGCCUCGGGAAGGCUUCGGUUUCCGAAGAUAGGUUGGGUUUCUGCAGAUAGGUUGAGCUCCCUGUGCUGGAUGAGGGGUGAGGGGGUCUCAGCCAGGUCCUGAACACAUGGGAGGGGGUGGGGAUGGGCAUGGAGGGGACGGGAUGGUAGAAACAUAAAGAAAAUGCCCGUGGGCGACACGAAGGAAACUUUUCAUAUUAAGGACAAAAUCAGAGUCCGGAAGUGACAGAAGUAAAACCCACCAGCUGCCCAGAGAAAAGUCAGCUCCCCCAAUAGCGGGACUAGCAUGCACGGCCACCCUACCCGGAGACACGGGCUGGCUGCCUUUGAUGGAUCUCCACACAUCCGAGGACUUCCUCCAGCUUCAUCAGCCACCGAAAGGUGUUGCCAGCAUCAGGAAAGGUGGGGACGGGAGGAGAGGCCUUGUUCACCCACUGUGCCAGAACAAGGGGUUCCCAUCCAGGCCCAGAGACAUCUUUGCAAGCUGGACACACCCCUUCAUCAGGCCUCAUGCUCUGAGCGAGCCAAACACACUCCACAGCUUCUCAAGCCACAGCUGCAAAGCUGAUGCGAAGACAUCUGCAAAAAAAGAAAAAAAGAAAGGAAAAAGCCCUACUGGUUUCAGGGUAGAGAGGUGUGAGAGCAGAGGAGCUGGGGGCUUCUACACCAUCCAUUUCAACAUCCUAGCCUCCCGGCGUGUGUAGGAAUCUGCUUCCUGCGAGCCAGAGCAGGGCUGUUGAAGUGUUGGAUUCCUCUCCCUUAGCUGGGAAGUGUCUACGUCCGGCACUGUUUAAGGCCAACCUCACCAGAUACAGCAACCAACUGGGGGCUAGAUGGGUCAAGAUGUGUGCGUGUGUGUGUGCGCAUGUGCACACGUGCACGCACACGCAAAAUGCUCUGAAGGAAAUCUGCAGCGUUUGUCGGAAGGGGUAGUAUAUUAAUUGACCACUCCAGACAAAGGCACCUGAAAGUGCCAGAAAGACUCCCGCUUCUCUGCAGGGCCUGUGGUCUGCUCUGAAGGCGGGUCUUCCUUAAGUCAGCCUCUCAUGUGGUCGGACACGAGAGCGGCCACUGUACUGUAGCCAUCACUCAGGGCACCUCUGCUUUCUGUGUGGGGACCUGGUCUUCCCAGCGCCCUCUCCCUGCUCCCAAAGAUUCUUCUCAGUUGCUCCUUCUGGGACUGGAGGACAGACACGAGCGGGGAGGGCCCCAGCCGGUGUAAAGGGGUGGAGCCAUUUGCACAGGAAGCCGCCUCUUGAACUGGUGGGAGCAAGGAGCCUGCAUCCUUCCUCGAGUCCUCCUGCACAUCCUUCUGGGGAGAAAAAUCCUGGAAGUGCCGAGAGUCAUUGCGGGGACCCAGCCCCAUCGAGGCUCCUUCCUGCUCUCAGCUUUUCUCCCUGAGAGUGGACGCUGCUGGAUGGCGCCACUUUAAAAAGAUGUUUAUCAACAGGAAAGAGGAAGUUAUCAGCCUCCUCCCUUCUCAGUUUCUCUCAUUUCGCCAAGGCCAAGUUCUCCAGCAGGCAGGAGACUGACCCUGGUACUCCCAAGUUCCUGGCCCUGAGGUCCAGGAGCUUUUUGGGGAGACCAUCCUUUGCCCCAUCUGUGCCCAGAUCUUGAGGCGCAGAUAGCAGCAGCACCAUUAUAGCCCAGCAGCAGGGGCCAGGCUGGAUGGGGGUGGACUUCUCAUCUGCUCUGCUUCUGGGGAAAGAGGAUCGCCUUUCCAUGCAGAAGAUGGCUCCUGAUCCGUUAUAAAAAUGGCUUGAGUUACCCAGGCACUAUGCCAACCCUCCUCUUAGAGACCACAUCCCCGUGAACAGCAUACCAGUUAUCCAUUGCCACAGUGAUGCUGCAUAACAAAUAGCCCCAAACAUGGCGGGCUCGGACAGCACACCCUUACCCAGCACAUGAGUCUGUGGAUCGGCAGCCCAGGCUGGGCGGUUCUGCUCUGGGUUGGGCUUGCUUCUGUGCCUGGCAGGAUGCUCACACAUGUCAAGGCCAGACUUGGCUUUGCUCCAUGCCUCCUGCAUCUUUCCUGCAAGCCAAUCCCGGCCAAGGCAAAAGUACGGAAUCAGAAGCGUGCAGGCCCCUUCCAAAGCCUUGGCGGAUGCCAUGCUGCCAUCCCAUUGGCCAAAGCAAGUCACAUGGCCCAACUCAGCAUCAAGGGAUGUGGAAACGGACCCUUCCCUGCAGUAGGAGAAGCUGCGCAGUGACCAGCGAGGGGCUGGGAAUUCAGGGAGAGGUGAGGAACCGGGCGACUGUUCCGGGGCUGGAUAACCCCGCUUUGGAACUUGCCUUUCACCAGGAGCAUGACUUCCCCUGCAGGGGGCGGGAGAUGCCCCAGCGGGGAGAGUGCGCCCACCUCCCCCUCUGCAGUGGAGAGGGUCUAUACAUUUUAUUACCAUACCUUGUGCCUUUGGGCUGCUGUGUGUGCGGUGGAGGGAGAAGGGUCCUCGGAUCCCUCACUGUGAAGGGUCUGGGGUGAAAAGCAUGAGUUCUGAAUUUCCUAGCCCCCCAGCCCCUCACCCCCACAGCUCCCCAAGACCUCGACCCAAGUGCCACCCCUGCCCUCACUGCUUCCAUCUCUCCCGCUGUGGGCUGGGCCGCGCCCCGGUGAGAUCUAGGCCUCUCGGAGCAGCCAGGACCUCGAAAGCCAAAGACCCGAAUGUGUGGGCUCUUGGAGGACCCCCAGCUCCAGAGGAUGGAGUAGGCCCACCCCUGCACGGCUCCCUUAAUCUGGAUGCAAUUAGAGAAAACCAGCCAAAAACCCUGCGGCAGCUGUUGCCCCAGGAUUAUUCCCAGCCAGCAAAAGGCAUUAGGGUGAUAAUUCAGUCAUUAGACUUCUAGCCUUCCCACCGCCAGAAUGUGCAAAUAUGGGAUAAUCAGCCCGGCACGGCCAUCCUCGGCGAUGCUGCUUAUUUAAACCAUUUUUUUAAAAUGACACUUAGUGUUAUUGGCCGGUGUGCGUGUGCACGCAUAUUUAAAAGUUUCCCCACCGCGAACGUCUGUGCUGACGUUACACGAUGUCGUCGGGGCCUCUGGGAAGAGAGGGCACCUUUGAUGUACAUGUGCUGGCACGGAAAGGGCAGCGGGGGUGGGGGCUUGACUGCUCUGGAGCGGGGGAUGGGGUUCAGCGUCCCAGGGAAGGGGGACGAUGGCAGGACGGAGCCGGACCUGGGAAGGCGGGGGUGCGCAAGCUGGGGAAAGUACAGUUGGGGGCCGGCUGGGUGCACAGGGGAGCAGUAUGCUAUUCCAGAAGGUUCUGACUUAUGUCCCAGCGGGGAAGUCUUAGAACUCACAAGUCAAGGGAAUUGUGGUUCUUGAGCCAAUUAGAGGCGGGGGAUGGGUGGGCUGAGGGCGCCUCUCCAGCCCACCUCUGCAGAGGAGGAGGAUUGCGGUCCAGAAAGGCAGUUCCACGGGCAGCCUCAGUCUGGAUGCCGUCAGCGGGCAGUGCUGUGUUGUUCUGAUCAGCUAAGUAUCGGGCAGGAUGGAGGGGUUUGAAUCCAGGGCCUGGGAGCAGGCAGCUGGUCAGGAUAAAGAUACUGGUCCUGAAACAAGGGCCUUGGCUGGCAGAGGUCACCCAGCCUGACCUCUGAUGGCUGGACAUAGGGAAGGGGGACUGUAGUGGGAGACCUCCGGCUCUCUCGUUUGGGAGGAAUAGCAGGGAGGGGGCGGCCCCCAGAGUUGGGCUUAUGGCCGAGCACUGCCCGGCGGAAGCCCCCAUCCUUCCGUGCAGGCGCUGGGUUCACCAGACCCAGGGAAGGGAGGCUCUUCCAGUCUGUCUGCUCAGCCAAGGCCCCCAGAGGCCUCUCUGCCUCCGACGAAAGAGAAGGAAGGCGUUCCCCAGGGAAAAAGCCCCACACACGGGCAGGGUGCGGCCUGUGCCAGAGGCAGAGGCACUGGUCCAGGGCUGGGGAACCGGACAGCCCAGGAUCUGAUUAGCUCUGCGUCUCUGCAAGGCUGUCACUUGGAGUGAAAGCAUUGUGACCUCAGCCGUCCCUGGCUAAGAGGGAACUGCCCCCAAACCAAAUGGCUCAUUUCCUGGCAAGCUGUGACGCCUGAGGACAGGGAUUCCCCAAAAGGGGUGGGUAGUGCUCCACGGUGGGAAGACACUUCCCUGGGGGUCCCGAACCUGGCUCUUGUCCUGCCUCUGACCCUUCCCAAGUGCAUGGCCUUCCCCCGCCCUGAGCCCGAGGUUCCGUCACUGGCAGAAUGAGAAUGGCACCGCCCGCCCAGCCCACCUCGCAGGACCGCCCUGGAGACUUUCCUGGUAAAGGUUGCCCAGGGACCUCACCUGCCACUCAGGGAAGAGACCACUGAGGGUGACCUUGUAGCCUUGGCCGGGAGGCGGCAUGCCCCCGACCUGAGAGCUCGCCCUGCUCUGGGAGUCCGCAAACCCACUCCCUCCCCUGCGUCCACGUGCUGCGCAUCCCCCACUGAGGGGACCGCUCUGUGCCUCUUCUAUGAAAUUCACCCCAUGCCACCCCACUCCUUCCAUGAGGAAAACCAACCAUGAGCCAUGACCUUGAAGAUCCUGAAAGAUGUGUCUGUGUGCAGCGUGCCAGGCUCUGCAGCAGGGAUGUGGUCCUGGCCUCAGGGUCUCCUCCAUGGCUGUGAAACACACCCAAGUGUGGGGCUCCUGGGUCAGGCUGUAGAGACCAGAGAGGGGCGCCCCUGGCCCUCUGGGGCAGGGCAUGUGUGCAAACAGCCUGCAGGAAUCUGGUCCUUCAAUAUAUUGUGCUGAAUUUCUAGGUAGGAAGGUAACAUUUCACGUUCAAAGAGAUCAAGUCACAUGGUCGUCUCUCCAGCAUCUUGAGUUCGUCAGAGGGCAGGGUUUCUGUUGUUUAAGGGAAAGUUUAAUGAAAUUUCCACCAUCACCAAGAGAUUACUGAUGUCAGUGACAAGCGAUUUGUUCUCUGUAUUUUACUUUGUUUGGGUUUUUAAAUACAACUGCCCGCUGGUCAGGCCAUGCCCCAGGCUCAGGUCUGGCCAUCCUGACCCCUGGGGCCACCGUCCUACAGUGCUUCCGGCUCUCAUGGAUUCCACUGCAAAGUAAAUAAAAUCAUACUGACAACAAA